This is a messenger RNA of Drosophila hydei, 1325 nucleotides long. RefSeq names its product eukaryotic translation initiation factor 3 subunit J (gene eIF3j). The record is from RefSeq and is a predicted model, not a curated record. Gene Ontology annotation, molecular function: translation initiation factor activity. Bases 148 to 858 code for a protein of 236 amino acids. Gene Ontology annotation, cellular component: eukaryotic translation initiation factor 3 complex; cytoplasm. The transcript has 6 exons. NCBI's taxonomy places the organism in Eukaryota, Metazoa, Arthropoda, Insecta, Diptera, Drosophilidae.
AAUAUUCCAUACAUCACUAGUUUCGAUAAAUUUUUUACAUAGACAACCACACGGAAUUGUUGCUUAAAUUUUGCUUAAAAUUAUACAAAUUGCUACGUCUUAGCACAACAUAUUUAGGCAAAAACAAAUACAAAUAGUUCUACUGAAAUGGCCGACGACUGGGAAUCCGCCGCCGAGAGUGAAAUUGUAAUACGUCCGAAUGCAGCUAACAACAUAAACAAGUGGGAGGGUGAAGAUGACGACGAAGACGUUAAGGAAAGCUGGGAGGAUGAGGAGGAAAAGAAAGAUGAAGAGAAGCCAACGAAAACAGAAGCGCCAGUCAAAACUAAACCCAAUAAAGCGCUAAAAGCGAAAUUGGAGGAACAAGAGCGCCUAAAAGAGGAGGAGGAACAGAAGCGUUUGGCUGAAUUGUCACCCGAAGAAAAAUUGGCGGAAAAGCUGCGUUUGCAAAAGAUUCAAGAAGAAUCGGAUCUAAAGAGUGCCCUCGAUACAUUCGGCGUGACGAGUAUAGGCGGUGGCCUCGACGCCUUCAAUCCGCAGAGUAAAGAGGAGUUUAAGGAAUUUGGUGCCACGCUUAGCUGGAAGGUUGCUCAAUACCGAGAAUCCAUACAUUUUCCACAAUUCAUAGAAGAUCUAGUGCGCAGCUUAUGCGUAAACUUGAGCGCUGCUGACAUUAAGAAGGUCAAAAUGAGUGUGGAGAGCUUACACUCGGAAAAGCUUAAAAUGGAAAAAGCGAAUGCCAAGAAACCUGCCGUCAAGGGCAAGGGAAAAGUUUCAUUGCGCACAGAAAAUGAUGAUAUCGAUGGCUAUCAAAAGUACGGCAAUGAUUUUACCGAUGAUUACGAUGAUUUUAUGUGAAUAAUAGAAUCGAUAGUUACACGCAUAUAACUAAUUAAUGAAUAUAUAUAGUUGCUUGUUGAUGCCGAAGAAAGAGAGAGAGAUAGAGAUGGAAGAGUUCUUCAUGUUAAAGAAAAUUGCGCAGGAAUUAAAAAUCCUUUUUUGUUGAUUAUGAUAAUGCUGUUUAAAAAGCGCCAUAUUAAUAUAAAUAUAUGUACAUUAUAGUGUUUGCAUAUAUAUAUAUUUGUAUGAGAGCACAGUCAAACAGACACCCAUAGACAAACCAAUAUACAUAAAAGCAUGUAAAAAUUAUAUAUAUAAAUACCUAUAUAUAUAUAUAUAUUUAAUAGAAUAACUAAAGUCAAGUCAAGCAAGCAAUCAAGAAACCUCAACGAACAUUUUUCACACACACAUACACACAGGAUUAAUUAGGUACAUGAAUGGCUUCUUGUAAAUUCACUUUUGUAUAAUAUUAUAAAGCGAUAUUA